This is a messenger RNA of Botrytis deweyae, 2619 nucleotides long. RefSeq lists its product as uncharacterized. Lineage: Eukaryota; Fungi; Ascomycota; Leotiomycetes; Helotiales; Sclerotiniaceae. Bases 1 to 2619 code for a protein of 872 amino acids. The transcript is spliced from 6 exons. The record is from RefSeq and is a predicted model, not a curated record.
AUGGCCUCUUCAUGCAGCUCGGAGAAUGAGGGGCUAGCUGAGCUCCUCAAAGAGACGUUGAAGGAGCUACGAAAUAUCUCCUCAGAGCUGGGUGAACAAAGCAAAGCAAUUCAAGCUAUGACCAAGGCGCAGUCUCAACCUCUGUCACUUGCCGCUGAACCGCCGAUAGACAAUAACACGACCAAGAGCAGGCCACCGAUAAGCGCUUCACCACCAGCAGAUCAAUCUGAGCCCCUUGAAUAUACGCAUAGUCCAGAGGAGAGAGACUUUUGGGGUGAUAUUGAUGAAAGGUUUUUCUCGGAGGGGAUCCCUCAAGAUUACCUGGAAUUUAUCAAGAAUGAGUUAUACUACAAUAAUAGUAAGCAAUCGAUUUCGAAAGAUGAGCCACGGGACACUACCACGUCGCAAGCUGGUUCUGUAGCUCCCCGGUCUCCAUCACCAGAUGAAAGUCGGAUCACUGCUUCUUCACCAGUGAAUGAUCCCCUAGAUAUUCCAGUCGCACAAUACAAUAGAAGACCAAGCAAUUCUUCGGAAAUAGACAAAGCUCCGCAAACUGUAGUCACUCAGUCAUUAAAAAUACCAAAUACUUCCUCAACGAUGAGCAAUGGUCAGGAAUUUUCUGGCAUACGAUCCUUGAGAGGGCCAAGCACGUCUCCAGCAGUGUACAAUGCUCCGCCAGCAUCUUCUGCUCAAUCAGUAAGAGAGUCAAGAGUUUCCGCAUCAACUGAACGUUCAAUGAAAAGUCUAAGGAGUCUUGAAUAUAUACAUUGGGAUUGGUUCAAGAAAAUACCCUUUGAUGGUCGGCUUAAACUGGGUUUUGAAUCUUUCCAGAGUUUUCUCUCUACGAAGGAUAGAUUUGAAAAUUGUGACUCUUCGUUCGAGAUCAGGGAUUGGAUUCAUCAAUGGUGCUAUUUUGAUUAUAAUUUAUCUGAAUUCGGAUAUAAUGAUUUCUUUCGCCCAACAGCACCUCCUGUGUUCGCGUUUGCACCUGAUGCUGAUUCCGGAAGAUUGUGUACCUGUAAGGGUAUCUGUGACGACUCCUCCCAUGCAUCCAUAAGUCCCAUCGCAGAAAUUUAUUCACGGAGAAAGAAAGCACAGCUCCGAAGCCAGGCUGGUGAAAGAGCGCAAUGGAGAAGAGUAAUAUUGAUUAAGGACAUGUCGUACAUGUACAAGUCCGUUGAGCAACUACAUACAAUGAUAAAAAUGAAAGAAAUAUUCGGUUUCAGUACUAUAGAUGUUUUCACUGAACACAGGCUGCGGGGCCUGAUCCCGAUGUUCUAUAUGGAUGAAGAAGAAAUGAGAAUACUUCGACUUUCAGAGACUAUGCUACAAAGUGCGUGGCGCUCCCACGGACUGUGCAAGCGCCUUCCCAAGUCAGAUUACAGGAGAGACGGUGCGAACUUUCAAAUUACUUUUUACGAAAUGGUUCCAGAGCAUGAAGUUGGUCGUGGUAUUUGGAAAACAGGGGCGUUUCGCAAUGAUAAUGUUCGAAACUGGGAACGAGUUAUUUACAACGUGGAGAACGAUAAUUUAUUUCUAAGGCGAAGUUGUGUCACGAUUGUUGGAAUAAUCAGAUUUUUUCAAGAGUGGUCUCCCGAGAAUUGGACCAUGUUGUUACUAACGCCUAGCUCAACAAGUAUCGCGGCAGAUAUAUAUGAAGACAGUGGACAAGCUGUUGAUCGCGAGUUCAUUGUAGCCUUUUCGGGCAUUGUAGACCGCAGCACAAGAGUAGUUGUCCGUCAUUGGGAUAUUCUCGCAAAUUAUUUCGAAAAAUUACUUAGCGAGAGUGACACUUUACUAGAGCCUGACUUACACGACCUCUUACUUGUGGAUGAUUCAAAAUAUUCCAAGUCAAAGAAGUACUUCUGGGCUUUGAACAUUUUGAAAGAAAUUGAAUCAGAUGUCGCCGCGGUAAUCUCGCAACUUGAAGGGUUCAUGGACUUUUCGGAUAACUCUCUUCUAAAAAGAUACUUUCGUUUACCAGAAGGAAAAAUGAGUGAAGCACGAGAGAUGAUUGUAAAAAAGAAAUUGGGUGUGCUCAAGGAAGAUCUUGUCAGGCUUCAAAGUCGUUUUAGUGACCAACGAGAGCUUACCAAAGAUCUCCGAGACGGUCUUUUCAACGCUAGUGCAGUCAUGGAAUCAAGAGCUUCGACAAGAUUGGGAGAGAAUGUGAGACUACUCACCUUCGUGAGCAUAUUCUUCUUGCCACUAUCAUUUACCAUGUCUAUCUGGAGCAUCAACGACAGCGCCCUGGCGAACAUCAAUAUCAUGGUUGGUGUCGCAGUUGUCUUAGGCACCAUAACCUACUUUGUAGUAUUCAACGUCAACAACAUCGUCUUCCUUUCAAAUCAAUUUAUCAAAAAACUAAAAGCCGGUACCAUUGAGCACAUGAAGAAAAAUGAUAACACUGUAUGGAAACAAAGAGGCGAAGGGCUAACAGAGCCUGCUCUUGCAAAUGACCAGAAUGCUACUCCUUCAAGUUGGCGUAUUCCUCAGUAUGUGUGGCUGUUGGCUUGGAAUUGGAUUAGUGCAAUUGUGGCUCACAUGUGGGUAUCUAUGAGAAAUUUUUUCGGGCGAUUAGCCAAAAAGAAGGUGGAACAGACGGAGCAGAGUGUUUGA